Messenger RNA from Prunus armeniaca (apricot), 171 nucleotides. The record is from the annotation of a GenBank genome assembly. Lineage: Eukaryota; Viridiplantae; Streptophyta; Magnoliopsida; Rosales; Rosaceae.
AUGGCGAGUCUGUAUGUGAAAGCUGUGCCACCUGCGGAUCUGAAUAGGAACACAGAGUGGUUCAUGUACCCUGGUGUUUGGACCACCUAUAUUUCUCAUCCUCUUCUUCUCUUGGCUCCUUGUGCUCUCAAUCUUUGGCUGCUCUCAUGGCAUGGCUUGGACCAUAGUUAA